GGUAAAAUUUCUUCAGAACCGUAAUACACAGUGGAGUCUUUACAUGAACAUAUGAUUAAAUCACGUGAUCAAACUAUACUCAAUGAUGUAUAUUUAAAUAAAAAUUUGAAAUGCGCGCGCAAUUCAAGGUGCAACAAAUCACGAUACAUUCCUGAAUUCAGCCGGAUCGAAAUUCUAAGAGAAUGCAUUUUAAAAUAACAAAUCAUUAGAUCGAAGAAUUAAAAUCAAAGUCUGUGAUUGGAUGUUAGGAAGUUCUGUAAAAGCCAAUGAACGUGGCGUAAUUGUUAAAGCAAAGAUUAACACAUGAUACCUAUCUUGUAAAGCUCUUGGACUUUAAUUCGUGACACAACAGACACACACUUACUUUCCUGCUUGAUUCGAUUCAUUCGUCCGUCAAUAGACGAUUUGUACGUAAGUCUUGUUGAAAUUGAUAGUCUCUUUAUACUAUUCUUUAGAAUCAUAUGACAGUUGAGAUGGAAAGCAAUAAAAAUAUUGGUCAUUUUGUGCAUCAGUUUUCAUAAAACUAAAGUUUCAAUCGUCUUCUUGAUAAUCUCCGUUGUAUCUUAGCGGCAUUUGGUAUGGCGACAGAUUAGUUUCAUCGUGCUAACCUAAUAUCUGAAUCUUAUCAUGACAGAAAGUUUAAUAAACGAGUGGUUAGCUGACUAUGCUGACAUUUCAUCCUUAGACUUGUCAACCUUUUCCGACACUCUAUCACAGGAUAAUGAGAUCGUCCGAGCACUUUAUGUACUCCUUGAAGAACGGAGUAAAUACAGUGAGCUGGUAGAUACUGUUUGUAACCAGUUAUUCAAUUUUUACCGUUCUCGGGAAAGCCAAUUACAACGAUUUACCCUGCAGUUCGUUCCUACUCUCGUCUUCAUUUACCUCAAUUCUGUAGCACAUGGAGAUAUCAAGAAUUGUCGCUCAGUUGAGACCUUGCUCAUUGGUCUUUAUAAUCUAGAAGUAGUAGAUCAGUCUGGUGAAUCGAAAACUGUUUCAUUCCGAUUACCUUCUUUAGCUAUGCUAUCAAUUUAUCAUGAACCUUCAAGUCUGGCACCAGCUUCUCUUACCGAAAGUGCAGUCCGACGUUUUGAAGAAUGCAACUCUAAGCUUGUUAGUUGGGGUCCACUUCAACAAAUUGAAACACUUAACGCUCAGAAUAGGUUAAAAGUUAUGACGGCACUUUUGUUUAUUUAUAACCAACAUCUGAGUUAUUUUAGCAAGUCUGCGCUGGAACAAUUAUGUAAAGUUGCCACUAAACUCGUGACACAAGGAUUUACAAAACAAAGUCAUCAUCAAAGAUCGUCAUAUGGUAGCGAAUCGAGCUUUGUACCAAGACUUCUUCCACGUAUACCCGUGACUAAUCAAUUUCUCUUGGAGUUAUUGCACGGGAUUUAUUUCGCAAUGUACAAUGAUUGUUGGUAUGUUAGCUGCCAAGCAGUGGAAGAUAUUCACAACAGAGCAUGCUAUGAUGCAUAUCCUGAUGUAAUGCUAGUAACCAAUGCAAUACGUAACUCAUCUGGAUCUGGACCUUCAGGACCUUUAGCUGAUGGAUCUAUGAGUAUCAGUGUAGCUUUGUCACCUGCCACUACAACUCCUACCAUAUCUAAAUCAAUGAUUACCAACGCAUCGUUUCGAACUAAAAAAUUGCCAGAUGAUAUUCCCAUUGUGUCAAAAGAAGAUCUUAAUAGUGGUGAGCCCAAAGCAAAUCUAGUAUCAAUAAGUGAAGAGCAAGAUCCGAACGAACCAAAUAGAGCUGGGUCAAUGCGUCAAAGUAAAGACGGUUCAAAGAGCGGGUCAAAGAUCACCAAUUUCAGCUUGUCAAAGAAACCACGUGAGAAGGACAUUAAAGUAUCUAAGAAUGGUUAUGUAACGACAAUAGACAAAGAAAAAAAAUUGAUAGGACAGUCGUCUAAAGACAAUGUUAAAGGUAGUCGAGUAAUAUUAAAUAAUGAAAGUGAAAUUGAUGGUGUUAAUGGUUGUACAGUUAAAAAAAAGAAUGAAAAUAAUAUGGGUAAUGAUACAGCAACGAAUUAUACAGAUGGUGAACGACAUUUGUCAACAGAUAGUACGGAUAAUGUUGAGUUAGAUACUCCGGUAAGUCUUCGGGUCCAUAAUGAUCAAGAUCAGCUUGUUUCAUCUGUCCAGGUUAGUUCAGUUUAAUGCAUUACUAAUAAUGGAAUCUUAUCAAACGAUCUCUAUAGAUGAAAAGAAAAACGAAUAAUCAAUAAUUUGAGAGUUUCUUAAUGAUGUCUAGCAAGGGACAAUGGUUGAUUAGUUUUCAUGAUCAACAAUCACUGUUGGCAAUAAUCAAUAUAAAGUCUGUAUCUAACGUUUAAGUUUACUUACUCAUCUCCUAAUGGUGCCUAACAUUUAGAUUAUUAUCAUACAUUAAUCAUACUAUUGUUUUGAUUCAUCAUCAAUAUUUAAUAGUGUAAAUUAUGUAGACACUCAUGUGUUGAAAUCCCAUAAUUUUUUUUUGUAUAAUACAUAAUCAAUUUAUAAUCACUGCCAUCUGGAAUAAAUUUGUAAGAUAUUUUAUGACGUACAUUUCUGUAUGAGUUAUCAAUCAUUUUACAUGACAUAUUUUCCAAAAACAUACUUCAAGAAUUAAAAUCAUGAACUUGAAAAAAAUGUCAUGCUAAUAUCAUAUUAUAUUGAUCAUCUUUGUUAGUUUAUUGAGUAUAUACUACGUCUAAGAGACGUUAAUAAUAGAGCAUCUUAUUAGCUCUUUAAUGAAUUAAGUGUAUGUAUGUAAAGUAUGUUAUAUUGAAACAAAUGUUUUAUGCUCUAUCCAAUUGUAUAUUUUGUUUUUAAUAGAUUAUCGCUAUCAAAAAUGAACUUUAGCAAGUAAACUAUAAAAUUGUUGGCUUUGUCUAGAAAAUAAUGAAUAUAUUGACUUGCAAGUUUAUGUAAUUUUUUUGAGGGUACAAUAUUUUUCUUGAUUUGCUUGUUCACUAAUAAAAAUUGAUUCUAUACGAAGAAAAAAAUUAUCACCACCAGUCAAUUGCAGUACUUUAUAAAUUAGUGUAUAUAAAUAGUAAUUAUUAUAUUUUAUUUUAUUUAGAUCUAUUCUAAUAAGAAAAAAAAACUAUUUGUACUUAUCUGUUAAUUAAGACAUUUCAAUUUGUUAAUAAUAUUGCUCAGUAAUUUGCGGAUUCUCGAAAUCAUUCCACUUAAUUUUUUUAAUUCAAUAUAAUUGUUAAAGUAUUUAUUUUAUUCAUAUUAUCGUUGAAGUUAAAUCAAUUAGUUAAAAUGUGUUUAUGUAAAUUUAUUUGCAAACAAUUAUUACUACUAAAUGAAAAAUAACAUAAACAAUGUCUAGAAAUAGAGAUGAUUUAAAAAUAUUACUCGAAAGUAUGUUACAAUGAACUCGUACAAUAUAGCAAUCUGAAGACGAUAAAAUAAAUAAUCAAUGAUAUUCUU
Messenger RNA from Chelonus insularis, 3423 nucleotides. RefSeq names its product PI4KA lipid kinase complex subunit hyccin (gene Hyccin). Lineage: Eukaryota; Metazoa; Arthropoda; Insecta; Hymenoptera; Braconidae. Gene Ontology annotation, biological process: phosphatidylinositol phosphate biosynthetic process; protein localization to plasma membrane. The record is from RefSeq and is a predicted model, not a curated record. Bases 628 to 2160 code for a protein of 510 amino acids. The transcript has 6 exons. Gene Ontology annotation, cellular component: plasma membrane.